UGUGCCUUGAAAUAUUGACACCAACACAACACAACACAACACAACACAACACAACACAACACAACACAACACACACUCUUCUAUAUCUACCUAUCUAGAUUUUGAUGGCAUCGAGCUCGAUGGCAAGAGGGUCGUCGUGGACGGCCAAGCAGAACAAGCAAUUUGAGGAGGCUUUGGUGAUGUACGAGAAGGAUACAACCCACCGAUGGCAUAACAUUGCAAGAGCAUGUGGCAAAACGGUUGAUGAAGUUAGGAGGCAUUAUGAGGCCUUAGAGAAAGACAUCAACAACAUUGAAACGGAUCGAGUUCCUAUACCCGACUACACACCCAUCUCCACCAAUAGAGGAUACACCAACGACCACCGGCUUAUGAUGAAGAAUCUAAAACUGAAGUGAUCAAAUCGGUUCGGUGUUAUAGAAGUAUAUAACGCCUGUGAUCUCAUGAAUCAUGUUCCAUACAUACAUAAUUGUAUUUUUCCCUUUACUUUUUUUUUUGGUUACUUUUUUUAGUUGUCAUGGGGAACUGGCGUAACUAUCCUUUGUACACCUUAUUUUUAUAAGACAAGCAUAGUUGUUUGCAAA
Salvia splendens (bonfire salvia) is the source of this 581-nucleotide messenger RNA. Its product is annotated as protein RADIALIS-like 3. Gene Ontology annotation, molecular function: DNA-binding transcription factor activity. The record is from RefSeq and is a predicted model, not a curated record. The coding region runs from base 105 to 395 and encodes 96 amino acids. Lineage: Eukaryota; Viridiplantae; Streptophyta; Magnoliopsida; Lamiales; Lamiaceae. The transcript has 2 exons.